This is a messenger RNA of Spodoptera litura, 1752 nucleotides long. RefSeq lists its product as uncharacterized. Gene Ontology annotation, molecular function: RNA-DNA hybrid ribonuclease activity; nucleic acid binding. The record is from RefSeq and is a predicted model, not a curated record. Lineage: Eukaryota; Metazoa; Arthropoda; Insecta; Lepidoptera; Noctuidae.
AUGCACCAGGGAAACAAACAAGGGCUGUGUGCAGGGGUCAAUCGGAGGUCCUAUCCUGUGGAACCUUUUGCUGGAUCCAUUAUUACAAGAACUGGAGAAAAAAAGGAAAUACGCGCGGGCCUUUGCAGACGACAUUGUCCUGGUUGUGUGUACGGAGACACAGCAGCUGAAGUCUCUAGAGACACUAACGCCGCCCUCGCGCAUGUCCAGAACUGGAGAGACAAAAAUGAACUAAAAUUUGCACCACACAAGACCUGCGCAAUGGUAAUAACAAAGAGGCUUAAGUACGACACACCAAUUCUGAACAUGUCAGGGAUAAAUAUCACCAUGGUGCGGAGUAUGAAACUGCUGGGUCUCAUAAUAGAUGACAGACUGACUUUUAACAAACUUGUAGAACACGUAUUUAAAAAAGUCGCCGACAUCUACAAGCAGUUAGCGCGGGCAGCUAGGGUCAGCUGGGGUCUACACCGGGACAUAAUACACACCAUCUACACAGCUACAAUAGAGCCAAUCGUUACUUAUGCAGCCAGCGCCUGGGCUCCCGCUACAAAAAAGCUGGGGAUACGGAAGAAGCUAGGCAGCAUCCAGCGAGGAUUCGUCCAGAAGCUUUGCAAGUCUUACCACACGGUCUCUCUAAACUCAGCGCUAGCACUCUCCGGAAUACUUCCUCUGGGCUUGCGCAUACAGGAGGCAACCGCAUUGUAUGAAGCAAGGGGAGGGUCAUCCCAGUUUGUGCCGGGAGAUAGAGAGAUUGAGAGGGUGGUGAGAUUUGCGGAAACUUCCCACCCUGCCGAACAAAUGGAUCUAGGGUUCGUGUGCCUCGCAGACCAACAGCUAGUGGACAGCUACAAUAUGCAAACAGUGAGAAUAUUCACUGACGGCAGCAAGAUUGAGGGGAAAGUUGGAGCCGCAUUAUCCAUUUGGGAUAAUGAAGGCGAAACCCAGAAUCUCAAGCUUAGCCUCGCCAGGUAUUGCACUGUCUACCAGGCGGAACUUCUGGUCAUUUGCAAGGCAACCGACGUCAUCCUCCAACGCAAUGAGACGAGCUAUGGCUUGUAUAGCGACUCAAUGUCCGCACUGCAGUCGCUGACAAGUCAUGGCUCGCUCCAUCCCCUGGCAGUACGCGCGAGGACCAAUUUGGCUUUGGCAUCGAGUCAGAGCAAAGCUGUCGCCUUGUUCUGGCUCAAGGCCGCAGGGCAGCCGGGGAAUGAGCGGGCGGAUGAGCUGGCUAAGGAGGCAUCAUUGGGGUUGCGGAGGAGGUCAGACUACGACCUGUGUCCGAUUUCAUUCAUCAGGCGACAGACCCGUAUGGAUUCGCUCGGUGAGUGGAAUCGGAGAUAUGUGUCGGGCGAGACCGCCUCGGUAACGAAGAUGUUUCUUCCGGAUGCUAUUGUGGCUUUCCGUAUUAUAAGACAGGUGCGGCCAACAGGCGUGCUCACAAAAAUCAUGACGGGACACGGUGGUUUCUCCGAAUACCUGCACCGAUUCGGGUGUAAGGAGAACCCAGCGUGCAACUGUGACGAAAAGGAGACUGUUCCGCAUCUGAUCCUGCACUGUCCUAUAUACGCCUUUGAAAGACUUAGGGCGGAGCGGGAACUGGAUGUGGAAAUAAUUAGUGAAAACAUAGGUCUAAUUAUGAAAAGUAAAAACAGAAAUACAUUCCUAACCUAUUGCGUAAAUAUAGCUGAAAAGGUGAUUAAAAAGAAUAAGACAUUGAAAAACCAUGCUUUGUAUUAUCAAUACAUAGUAUAA